AUGAAAUCAUCCCUGGCAGCGGGGCUGUUGCUGCUGCUGGCGCUCUGCGCAAUCGUCCAGCAAGUGCAACCACUAUCUCUUGACCCCGUCGCUUCAACCGAAUUGGAAGAGUAUAUUAAGGAUGAUUUUCUUAUAUCUCUGAGACAUAUUAGACCGCGCCGAAAGUUUAGGAUAACGAUCGAGGCACUUUUCAUGAUCGAUUUCCCCGAGUCGAAGAACAAAUUCUCCUUCUAUUUGGAUCGCAAAAAUAAGCGAGUGACCAUCGACAUCAACACCCACGCGAAGGUGUACUCAAAAAAUCUCAUCCUGAACGACCUGAACGAGUCAACAACGAUCAAAUCGCUUGCGUUCGCGUUCCACCAGAGCUCGAUCACCGUUUACAUGAACUGUAAACAAUCGUCCACGGAAGAGUUGGACGUCAAUCUGUCCAAGCUGUUCACCAGCGCUGACGAGCCGACCGUGAAGCUGUUCCGCGAGCGUAAGUAUCCCCUGUUUUUGGACUCGGAGCUGGAAAAGGCGCUGAGCCGGGCCAGCUGUCAGAAGAUUUUGCGUCGCAAUGGCAACAACAGUAUCCACCCGCGCCAGAAGCAAACGGUGGAGAAGAUGCUGAAGAAUAAGGCGCAAGGGGAAGUUGCUCCGGAGCGCAACAAGAAACGUGACAUCCGCAAUUGGCAUCACACGUCGGAAAAGUACAAGCAAGAGAUCCACACCGACUUCUCGUCGAACCGUGGGGACAUUCCCAUCAUUCAUGGAGACUGUGACGAGAACAUCCUGAAGCUUUUGGGCGAGCUUCUGAAGCUGGUAAAAGAACUGAAGGAGGAAGUAAAGGGUCAACGGCAUGAGAUCACCUACCUGCGCGGCCUGAUUGAGAAUUGUGCCGGCUGUCAGCAGGCUCAGCCGCUGCGCGAAAACUGUCAGUACAGCAAUCCGUGCUUCCCAGGCGUGCAGUGCUACGAUACGUCCACCGGCAUGCGCUGUGGCCACUGUCCACGGGGGUACGUCGGUGAUGGUCGCAGCUGUCGCCCCGGUCAAACCUGUGCGGACCAGCCAUGCUUCAAUGGUGUCCAGUGCUAUGACACGGUCGAGGGUGCACAGUGUGGACCCUGCCCGGCCGGGUACGAGGGUGACGGUAAGCACUGCCGGUUUCGGGACGCCUGCGAAGACAAGCCGUGCGCGCCAGGUGUACAUUGCAGUAGGUUAGAUCAGCAUCCGUUCUUCCGCUGCGGUGCCUGUCCGGCCGGUUUCACUGGCAACGGUACUGCCUGUCACGACGUGGACGAGUGUGAUCUGAUGGAGCCGUGUGAUGUGCGCGUCCGCUGUACCAACACAUCGCCUGGGUUCCGCUGCGAUCCGUGCCCGGCUGGAUACGUGGGCAUCCACUAUGAAGGCCUCUCGGCGGCAGGGUUCGAUGGUUCGAUGCAGCGGCAAAGGUGCACGGAUCGGAACGAGUGUGCCGAUGGGACGGCUCGCUGUGGCGUGAGCACGAUCUGUCACAACACGGAGGGCUCGUACGAGUGUCAGUGUAAGGCGGGAUUCAUCCGGAAUUCGUCGCACGAGUGUCUACCAUCAGACCGCAUGUGUUUGGAUGGUACGAUCUGCGACACGAAUGCGGUUUGCAAGCACGCCGGUAACAACAAGUACAGGUGCAAGUGUAAGGUAGGAUGGGCUGGAGAUGGAUUCCUUUGCGGUUCGGACAAGGAUCUCGACGGCUGGCCGGACACCAACCUGCUCUGCAGCGAUGAAAAGUGUCGUGCGGACAACUGCGUCAACAUUCCCAACUCCGGCCAGGAGGACGCCGAUCGCGACGGCAUCGGUGAUGCUUGCGAUCCCGACGCGGACAACGACGGAAUCCUGAACAAUCCGGAUAACUGCCCUCUGGUGCACAAUCCGGAUCAGAUGGAUAGCGACGUCGACGGUGGAGAUAAGCAGGGUGAUGCUUGUGACAACUGCCCGACCGUCUCGAACGUAGAUCAGAACGACGUGGACAAGGAUGGCCUGGGUGAUGCCUGCGAUCCAGACAUCGAUAACGAUGGUAUUCGGAACGAGGACGAUAACUGUCCGAAAGUGAGCAACCAUAAUCAGCUCGAUACGGACGGCGAUCGUGUUGGCGACGUGUGCGAUAACUGCCCAAUGAUCCCGAAUCCCAAUCAGCUGGACUCCGAUAAUGAUCUUAUCGGCGACGCAUGCGAUAGUGAUGUCGAUCGCGACCGGGAUGGCAUACAGGAUAGCCGGGACAACUGCCCGAAGCUAGCCAACUCGGACCAGCUCGACUCGGAUGGUGACGGUCGGGGCGAUCUGUGUGACACGGAUGCGGACAACGACGGCAUCCUAAACCACGAGGACAACUGCCCGAUCGUCUUCAACCCGGACCAGACGGACGCAAAUAACGACGGUAUUGGUGAUAUCUGCGAGGAGGACUUCGAUCUGGAUCUCAUUCCUAACUACCUGGACAACUGUCCGAACAAUUCGAAGAUCUUUUCGACUGACUUCCGCACGUACCAGACGGUGGUGCUCGAUCCGGAGGGUGAUUCUCAGAUCGAUCCCAACUGGGUGAUCUACAACAAGGGCGCGGAAAUUGUACAAACGCAAAACAGUGAUCCGGGACUUGCCGUCGGUUACGAUGCCUUCGGUGGGGUGGACUUCGAGGGUACCUUCUUCGUCGACACGGAAAUAGACGACGACUACGUCGGGUUCAUCUUCAGCUACCAGGACAACCACAAGUUCUACGCGGUGAUGUGGAAGAAAAACAUCCAAACGUACUGGCAGGCGACACCGUUCCGUGCUUCGGCCGAGCCCGGCAUCCAACUGAAGCUGAUCAACAGCAACACUGGCCCGGGUGAGAUGCUGCGCAACAGCCUCUGGCACACCGGUGACACCAAGGACCAGGUGAAGCUGCUCUGGAAGGAUCCGCGCAACGUUGGCUGGACGGAGCGUACCGCCUACCGGUGGUUGCUGCUCCACCGUCCCAAGAUCGGACUGAUCCGGUUGCGAAUUUUCGACGGUGAUCAGAUGGUGGCCGAUUCGGGCAACAUUUUCGACACCACGCUCAAGGGCGGUCGAUUGGGUGUGUUCUGUUUCUCGCAGGAGAUGAUCAUUUGGUCCGAUCUGGUUUAUCGAUGCAAUGAUAACGUACCGGAGGCGAUUUAUCGAGAACUGCCACCACGCCUACAGCGGGAAGUCCAGGUGGAUCACCGAACCUGAAGCGCCCGCCUGGUUCAACCUCAGCCAAUCUAAUCAAACAACGUACAACUAAAAGUAGCCUCUAAAGUACGCGUAUUUACACAACCGCUUCCACAGCUACCUACUUCGGGCUAUCGUAUCACUCCGCAUCUGCUGCUACCUCAGCGUUUUCCGCUUUCCAGAAGCUCUCGGAACGCACUCGUUGACAUCCGGUAGAGUGACGAUUUUCUUUGUCCCGUUUCACAAUACUUUUUAGUGUGAACUUA
Anopheles coustani is the source of this 3446-nucleotide messenger RNA. It is a transcript of the gene Tsp, whose product is annotated as cartilage oligomeric matrix protein. Gene Ontology annotation, biological process: cell adhesion. Gene Ontology annotation, cellular component: extracellular region. The record is from RefSeq and is a predicted model, not a curated record. NCBI's taxonomy places the organism in Eukaryota, Metazoa, Arthropoda, Insecta, Diptera, Culicidae. The coding region runs from base 1 to 3201 and encodes 1066 amino acids. Gene Ontology annotation, molecular function: calcium ion binding. The transcript has 17 exons.